AAUCCCAGGAACAGGCCCAGUUUAUUAUGUCAAAUUUUGGAAGCAUUCGAAAUUGUACACAUUUAUUUUUACCUGGCAUUAACGUAAGUGAUACUUGGAAUUUUCGUGUGUGUUUUUUUUUUUUUUCUAAAAAUACAGACAAAUAUUUCGAAAAAACCGGCAUGUUUUAGUACGCGGUAGUUAGAUCCUAUUUCUAUACAUUUUUGUUUUUCGUCAAAUUUUUCACGCCCCCGCCCCCAAUCCCGCACUCGUUUUAAAAAUUAAAUUCAAAUAGUUUUGAAACGAAAGUCUCGUCUGGGAAAAAAAGGCAGGCAAAAUAAAAAUUCAAAUAUCAAUAAAACUUUCGGUUCUAUUUAGUAAAAAACAAAAAAAAAAAAGGCAAAAUUUUUCGCGAUCCAAUCCGGUGUGAAGUGAUCGGGAGACCUCCGCUCGCAGAAAAGUAGAAAGCGGCAGGACGAUUCCAGGACUCAUCUCAUUCAGUCUACACACUCUCACACACACACACCAUACACACACAUACACACACACACACACGAAGACACAGAGACACAUUCAUUUUGAUUCGAUCGGUCCUGUAUCGAUUAUCCGAAAAUCGUAAUCAUCUGAGGACAUCGACUUUAUUCGAUCAAAAGGCAGCAGCAGCAGGAUGAAGCCCGAUCAGUUGAAUCGCUUGAUACGAGCCAAUAGCCGGAUGCAACCCUGGUUUCUAAGGAACACCACUGAGCUGUACGAGAGCGCCGUAAGGACCUACUAUGAGCGCAGCUCUGCCGCCAUUCCUUACUCUGCACACAAUCGCAAUGCCCGCCAUCGUUAUGAGAAUAUCGGACCCGUUCGAAAACUAAAAAGAGCCCAACCGGAGCCCACCGCCGCCGACAAUUAUCCGCGAAAUCAUCGCCUUCAGGCGGAUCUGGCGGCCAGUUCCAAUUCCAAUCAGCUGCUCAAUACCGUCCUCCAGGCAACUCGCCGCCGCUCCAUGUCCUUUUCGGUGGGCGGAUCUCGGCCCGGAGCCGGUGGCAUGACCAGUUCCAGUACCGCCGCCGCCGCCGCCGCCCAGCCGUACACCGUCUACGGCCAAUCGAUGUUGAGUGCCAGCAGUUCCAGCUGCUCCACCGCCACCAGCACCAGUGCCACCUCCCAGGACGGACUGUUCUCUGGACCGUUCGAUCGGCGUUUCCGCAAAACCAAGUCCACCAAGAAGCGGGAUAAGAAGAACCAGCCGGAAGAGCCCCUCAACAUGGGCCUGUUUAAUGCCCGUUCGGUCAGCCUGCCGCCACGUCCCUCCAUUUCGGGCCUGGGCACCAAUUUGGUGCGUCCCAUGCCGCCCGGCAGGAAGCAUCACUUCGAGUCCUUGCAGAAAAAUUCUCAGGUCAACUUCCGAAAUCUUCCACAAAACGAGGACGACAAUCUAAUGGUGGUGGAUGCGAACUUGAAACGUCGCAUCUCUGUUGUGGCAUUCGACGGGGAGGCGCCCCAACAAGGGCAUGGCAAGGUGCGAUCCAAACUGUUGCCGAAAGAUGGAGGAGUUGGUGGGAAGACAUCGGAUAUGGCCGGUAGCGAUACAGGAAUCGGAAGUACGGCAUGGAGCGGUAAAAGAGCCGUCACCGGAACUGGCACCGGAACUGGCACCGGCACUGGCAGUGGCAACGAGAGCGGAAACAGUGAUGGGAGCGAGAUCGUCAGCCAAUCGUCGGAGGUGCGUUUCCGCUUUCAGACAUUGGCCGAUCGGAUCAAGCAGUUCGAGUACAUUCAGUUUGCGGACGGACCCGUUACCAGUUUCGCCUUCGAUCGCCGCAAAAAGAUCGCCACCACGGAGAAGAAGGAUAAUGCUAGUAUUGCCCGGAAACCGAGACAGGACACCGCCGAGACCGAGAUAUCAAAGACAACAUCAUCAUCGUCCGUAACUCCGAUAAGGAACGAAUCGGCGCUGCGUCGAAAUCUAAUGAUCGAACAGCCACGUCAACUUGGCUACAAUAAUGUCCUUCAUUCGAAUCACCGUCAGAGGAGUCGUAGCCUGGAAUUGCCGGCACAGAUAAUGGAAUCGAUUGGUUUUUUGAAUCGCCUCGGAAAGAAAGCAAAUGCAACAAAUAGUCCCCGAGGCUCCAGUUUGGAUAGUACAUCCCGAUCAUUAUUCCGGGCAGGCACAACCUCCACCUGGGCACCCAUUUUUGGUAAAAAUUCAGAUAGUGCAGAAGCAUCGACCUCAGACUCAGAUGUUAAACCAGAAACCCCAGUGAGAACUGCUGGCGGAUCUCUGGCUUCCAGCUGGAUGACGGCAUUCGAUCACCCAUCAUCCAUAAAUUCAAAAUCCCACAAAAAUAUUUCAUGUGAAAAUUCGGGCACCACGUUGGGCGCCAAUCGUUCAGAUAGUACCGGAAAGAUACGGCUCCAAACACCCAUAUUCACAGCCCCCCCCGUAACUGGUAUUGCAUCCCCCCCUAAAUCCCUACCGGCAUUAGUAUCUGAGGCAAAUCUUUCGGAUAUGAAUUGGAGGAAAAAAUCCCAAACAAAUGGAUCAAAUACCAAUAAUAACAACUGGACAAUUGGAUAUAAUACGAAUUAUGGAAGUAAGACCUCGACAGGACCACCACCGCACACUUCUUGGGCAGGAAUUUCAAAAAGCGUUAAAAUGGGUCCUAGUUUCGGGCCGGGAGAGUACGCUUCCGGAUUGAUAUCGGGAACUUCAGAGGACACUCUGAGGAACAAUUACCGUGCAUCCACCGCCGGAUCAUCUACCGCCAGCAGUACCGAGACAAUACGCGCCGCCAAACGUGCCACCACCGCUCCGGCAACGUCCCGAGAGAAGUCCCCCGCGGAUCCAUCCAAAAAAUCACCAGUAUUGGUAUCCCAAUCGUCCGAAAUAAAUAAAACCAAUGUGUCGCCAGUACGACGUUAUCAAAUGCAGAGCCUUCAAGUAGCCAAAAAGGACACAGAGACGCCAUUGCUAAGCACCAUCAUGAUGAAGACGAAACCGGUGCGUACGUCGAAGAAAUCAGUGGAACAGCAAGUGACCUCCAGUGUGGCCAAGGUCAAGACGAAUGUGAUCAGUCGCACCAGUCAUCGGGCACAUGUCCAGUUGCCACAGGAUACGCAGAAUUUCACUGCCCGGCUAUCGAAGAAGGGCAGUGGCAAGCCAUCGAGAAUCGAAAGGAAACAACAGGACGAUGAUUCGAAUCAGAUGAUGGCCGAGAAGAGUGCGGAUCAACGCGAAAAGGACGUGGGCGGACGGGAGCAUGAGGGGCGGGAUGUGUCAGGGGUGGAAGUUGCAUCCUCCCCUUCAUAUGUGACGGGUACGCCACUGGGCAAGCAGCCCGUCUAUCCAAAAGGAGCCAAUCAGCUGCUGGUUGCAAGUGCCACUCAGGUGUCGGCCUACAAGCGUGCCUUCCGCAGCCAGCAGCAGAUGCUCAAGGCGGAGAUGCUGCACCAGCAGGCGAAGCUCCUACAGCAGGAGGACAACCUUCAAGCUAACUCCCCGCCUCCGACUCCCCAUCCGAGGGCAAUGCCCGCACCGUCGCCCCCGGUUGCCAUGAAAUUCAUGUCCGGUGAUGUGGCGUCGGGUGGUGGUCUUCCGAUGACCGCACCGCCGCUUCGAAGCCACCGGGCACCGCCGUUGCCCACCGGUCGGGCCGGAGUUCGUCCCAUUGUCCGGCGUAACGGUGCUGGGGAAAGUGCACCGCCCAAUCGUAGCCGUGGCCUGGCCGUUCGCCAAUCCAGGGGGGAUGUGGGGGGAGCUGGAACCACCAAUCAGAAAACUGUAAAAAGUAGCACGGCAGGACUACGGGUUAAGGCAGCUGCAAAGACAGCUGCUCCCGUUACAACGCCCGUACAAGCGACCAAACGCCGUUUUCCAACACGGACGCCGGCUACCUUCCGCUCUCUGCCAGAUUCGAAAACAACAAAAGCAAAAACAACGGUCCGGAUAGCUGUACCACAACUAAAAAUAACAACAACAGCAGGGAGCAGACAAUACAAUUCAAAUGCGGCAAAAGAGAAAGAGCGCCUCAGAGAGAGGACCAAAGAGAAGGAUCAGAGAGAUCGGGAUCGUAAUGAAGAGGGAGCACGAGCCAGAAUGGCGGGGGGCGUUGCCGAUUCGGGGGCAGAUGGGGCCGUGGGCAUAGCCAGUGCUGCGGCAACAACACAUUCAACACGGCCCAGACGUACGACGCUGGCGCUGACAGCGCCGCAGCAGCAGCAGCAGCAGCAUUCGCGACAUGGUAACGGUACUAGUAAUUCGCUUCUCGGCUUCCGGCGCGAAACGCCCAACCGUGCAGCGUCAACGCUGCUGCAGCGACGCGAAGAGUCAUCCGGAUUGCAGUCUCGUUCACAGUCGCAGUCGCAGUCACCGUCGCAUAUUCAGCCGCAGUCGCAGCGCCGUCAAUUCCAUUAUAACGGUAAUCCUCCCUGGCGUCCCGUUUACUGACGACGAUGAUGAUAAAGAGAAGGACUCAGAGAUGUGAAAAAUAAUCAUCGUAUUCCUUUAUUUUUGGAGACAACAACCAACAAACAAAAAAAAAAAGAGUUGAGAAGAAAAGACAAAGCGAAAAACAAAAUUUAGAAUUCUUCAGGGUUGCACGUAAAUUCCGCUGCUCACUGGACUUGUGGAAACAAAAUUUUCAUUGUGUUUUCCUACUGAGUGUGUUUUUGUAAUGCCAUAACAUUCAGAUACGUAACACGUACAUGUGCUCACAAGUAUAUACAUACAUAUAUAACGUAGACAGAGAGUAACAGAGUGUAAUGAAUAAAUUGUAAAUUAUUGGUAAACAUAAA
This is a messenger RNA of Drosophila ananassae, 4764 nucleotides long. RefSeq lists its product as uncharacterized. The record is from RefSeq and is a predicted model, not a curated record. Bases 647 to 4417 code for a protein of 1256 amino acids. The transcript is spliced from 7 exons. NCBI's taxonomy places the organism in Eukaryota, Metazoa, Arthropoda, Insecta, Diptera, Drosophilidae.